UCCACCCUAGCUCUGGGUCCUUCGGAAGAGGAGGAAAAUCCUCUCGUUAUACAGUUCCAAAACAAUCCCCUUCAGCUCCGCCGCCGCAAUUUGUCACCCUUCAGCUCCGCCGCCGCAUCACCAAGUCCGCCCCUGCGCCACCGCGCACGCUCUCGGGGCUCCCAACUCUAGUCGCUGAUGCAUGGACGAGGUAAGGACGGAGGCGUGGUGGGGUCGGCGCGCGUGGGCGCUCCUCUCGGCCGUCCGCGCGCGAACGCCGCUGGUGCAGUGCAUCACUAACCUGGUCUCCAUGGACAUCGUCGCCAACGCGAUGCUCGCCGCCGGCGCGUCCCCCGCCAUGCUUCACUGCCUCCGCGAGGUCCCCGACUUCAGCCCGCGCUGUGACGCCGUCUACAUCAAUGUCGGCACGCUCUCCGAGGACUGGCUCCCCUCCAUGCGCGCCGCCGCCUCCGCUGGCCGCCCCUGGGUGUUCGACCCCGUUGCCGUUGCCGCCUCCGGCUUCCGGAUGGAGGCUUGUCUCUCGCUCCUCGCACUCCGCCCUGCUGUUGUUAGGGGAAACGCGUCAGAGAUCCUCGCCCUCGCCUCCCGCUCAGACGACUCUUUCAAGGGCGUGGACAGUUCACAUGACUCAUCGGAUGCCCUGCAAGCCGCGAAAGCAUUGGCACAGUCCAGCGGGGCUGUAGUUGCUGUGUCCGGAGCUGUUGAUUUUAUAACCGAUGGUAUUCAGGUUGUAAGUGCGAGCAACGGUGUACCCAUGAUGCAGAAGAUCACAGCGACAGGGUGUGCUGUGACUGCCCUUAUAGCGGCAUUUGUCGGGGCAGAUCCGUCGGAUGCUCUGGUCGCGGCAGCAUGUGCUCUUGCCAUCUUUGGGCUUGCUGGAGAGAUUGGGAUGGAGUCAGCCAGGGGACCUGCCUCUCUCAGGAUGCACCUCAUCGAUGCUCUUCACGGCCUCGACGAGCAAACCGUCACAUCUGGAGUGAAAAUUUCGCUGCUGCCAUAAUCCCUGUGCCCCAUGGCUAUGUAUGUUGUAUGUGAUACAAGUCUGGAGUAGGAUCACGUCACCUCCUCAGUGCUUUGAAAACUUGAAGCAAACCAGAUGGACCGUUACUCCUCCAUUUGUACCUGACAAAUAAUCCCGUGACCUUCCAGGCUAUACUAAGACUAGUCACAA
Lolium rigidum is the source of this 1171-nucleotide messenger RNA. Its product is annotated as hydroxyethylthiazole kinase. The transcript is spliced from 2 exons. The record is from RefSeq and is a predicted model, not a curated record. Gene Ontology annotation, molecular function: hydroxyethylthiazole kinase activity; ATP binding; magnesium ion binding. The coding region runs from base 182 to 1000 and encodes 272 amino acids. Gene Ontology annotation, biological process: thiamine biosynthetic process. Lineage: Eukaryota; Viridiplantae; Streptophyta; Magnoliopsida; Poales; Poaceae.